AUGUUCUCAGUCGUCGUUCCAGGCCGCCCGUGCCAAACAGAUAUCGUCCCCGUGGACGGUCAACCGGACGGCCAAGCUACCAAAUUCGCAUUCACAAUUCCAUUCAACCCACCUUUCAGCGACCUAGUCAUCUUCUUCCUCCCAGGCACAGUCCUCCCACCAAACACCGGUGCUGCGAUCUAUGCGCAACUUCCGGACCCAAACACCGGCAGCCCCACCGAUUUUCGCUUCGUCGGCGCAUUGGCAAACGAGAAGCAAUCGGGCAUUUUUAACAUCCGCAAUCCAGCGCAAAAUAAUGGAAACGGCCGCUCAGAAGCCGAGCAGGAGGAUGAGAUGCUCGAUGAAGGUUCAAUCGCAACCAAUGGCGUCGUGACACUGGGCAUUUCAAUCGAGGCCGCAGACAACAUUGCGCCUCAGCUCGCAGCGCUCGAGGCCGAGCGCGCGCAAAACACAUCAAACUCUACAGCCCUAGUGGCUCAUUCUGGCUCGAGUGCCCAGAAAAAUCCAAUCACUACCAAAGUACUUGCCCAGCGGAUCAUCGGCAGCGCAUUCAAUUUCCUUGCCAGCUUUGCGGAGUCGGAUCCUUCCAACAAGGGCCAUGACGUCGUGCCACUCAAGAGUUUCCGCGAUUGGUGGACAAAGUUUGAGCGCCGCAUUGAUAUGGACCCGGAGUUUUUGGAGCGUGCGGACCCCAAUGCCAGUUGA
Messenger RNA from Penicillium manginii, 705 nucleotides. Its product is annotated as OPI10 family protein. The transcript has a single exon. Gene Ontology annotation, molecular function: nuclear import signal receptor activity. Gene Ontology annotation, biological process: protein import into nucleus. The coding region runs from base 1 to 705 and encodes 234 amino acids. Gene Ontology annotation, cellular component: nucleus; cytosol. The record is from RefSeq and is a predicted model, not a curated record. Lineage: Eukaryota; Fungi; Ascomycota; Eurotiomycetes; Eurotiales; Aspergillaceae.